UGGCCUGAAUAUUUCAUGGCAGUUGCAUUCCUGUCAGCUCAAAGAAGCAAGGAUCCUAACUCACAGGUUGGUGCUUGCAUCGUGAAUCAGGAGAACAAGAUAGUGGGCAUCGGCUAUAACGGAAUGCCUAACGGCUGCGACGACGACCUCCUGCCCUGGUCGCGGUCCGCUAACGAUAAGCUGGACACCAAAUAUCCCUAUGUUUGUCACGCUGAGCUGAACGCCAUCAUGAAUAAGAACUCUGCAGACGUGAAAGGCUGUACCAUGUACGUGGCUUUGUUUCCAUGUAACGAAUGUGCCAAACUCAUCAUUCAGGCAGGUAUAAAGGAUGUGAUUUACUUGUCAGACAAGUACCACGACUCUCCAGAAAUGACUGCCUCCAGACGGCUUCUUAACUUGGCGGGAAUCAAAUACAAGUGA
Molecule: messenger RNA, 420 nt
Organism: Chanos chanos (milkfish)
Lineage: Eukaryota; Metazoa; Chordata; Actinopteri; Gonorynchiformes; Chanidae
Product: deoxycytidylate deaminase-like
Exons: 4
Coding region: 16-420 (134 amino acids)
Biological process (GO): pyrimidine nucleotide metabolic process
Cellular component (GO): cytoplasm
Molecular function (GO): dCMP deaminase activity; zinc ion binding
Source: RefSeq, a predicted model, not a curated record